CAAGAAAUAUAAUUUUUGUACAUUCUAUUUGACAUUAACAUUCUGUAGGGUUGUUUAGAAUAUAAAUAUACAUAAAAAAAAUGUGGUUUGAGAUUCUCCCCAGUUUCGGUAUAAUUGUUGUUGCCUUGGCUGUCCCUCACGCAUCAGCUUACGUGAUAAAUAAACUGGUAGUAGGAAAUAUGUAUCGCAGGGGUAUGUACAAAUAUCAGGAUAGAUUACAAUAUCUGAGGGACAGGCGGCUAACUGGUAAUCCGUACAAAGUUCAGGGCCUGGAAGCCAUUCCCGAUAAAUAAAUGAUGGUAUUACAGCAAGUAAAGAAAUGUACAAUUCGUCGUGUGUGUAACAUAAGUCAAACAUUAAGUAGUAAUAUACAAUUUUAUUAUUAUUA
Messenger RNA from Anoplophora glabripennis (Asian longhorned beetle), 388 nucleotides. RefSeq lists its product as uncharacterized. The record is from RefSeq and is a predicted model, not a curated record. Lineage: Eukaryota; Metazoa; Arthropoda; Insecta; Coleoptera; Cerambycidae. The transcript has 2 exons. The coding region runs from base 81 to 293 and encodes 70 amino acids.